Molecule: messenger RNA, 1155 nt
Organism: Brettanomyces nanus
Lineage: Eukaryota; Fungi; Ascomycota; Pichiomycetes; Pichiales; Pichiaceae
Exons: 1
Coding region: 1-1155 (384 amino acids)
Biological process (GO): proteasome-mediated ubiquitin-dependent protein catabolic process; nuclear membrane reassembly; autophagosome assembly
Cellular component (GO): cytosol; nucleus
Molecular function (GO): ubiquitin binding
Source: RefSeq, a predicted model, not a curated record
AUGUCUGAUGAUCUUAUUCAUCAGUUUUCUGAUGUAACUGGUGCCACCCAUGAUCUUGGGGAACAAUAUUUGGCACGUAAUGGUAAUGAUCUUACGAAUGCACUUAAUGACUAUUAUCGUGAUAGUGCGGGAAGAGAGCCUACUCCUGCCAUUGAUUCCCAUCCGGAGAAGAGACAUUCUGACUCUAAAUUUAGAACCAUGAUGGAUGUUAUUGAUCACAAUGACGAUAAUGAUGAUGACGAGACUAAUUUGUUUACAGGAGGAGAGAAAUCAGGAUUAGAAGUUGAGAACCCUGAUAAUAAGAACAACGGUGGCAGGGGCAAUGGCAGUGGAGCGGCCGAUUCAGGAAGUAAGAAUCCUAUGAAUUUGGUGGAGGAUCUUCUUAAAAAGGCUGAACGAGAGGCCGGAGAACCUGAUACAAGGGAGCCAAUUGCUCAAGCUAAACAGCCCAAAUUCAAGGGUACUGGAUAUAUGUUGGGAUCCAAAGAGAACAGCGUGGAGUCUUCUAAGAUUGCGGAUCCUAACGAGAGACUGAAACGGAAAAUUCCGGAGAAAAUCACUAGAACUAUCACGUUUUGGAAGGAAGGAUUUCAAGUGGAUGAGGGUAAAUUGUAUCGGUACGAUGAUCCUGAAAAUGCUGAGUAUUUGAAGCAAUUGAAUCAGGGAAGAGCUCCGCUUAGCUUGUUGAAUGUAGAGAUGUUUCAGGAUGUUGAUGUUCACGUGAUCAAGAAGCUGGAAGACUCGUUUAAGCCACCAAAGCGGAAGUUAGGUGGAUUCUUAGGUGAAGGUCAAAGAUUGGGAUCUCCUGUUCCUGGAGAAACGAUCAUAGUCGAGGGAGAUAGAGGAGAGGCGAAAGUAGAGGACGAGCUCGAGAAGAAUGGGGAACAGGAAGAGCAGAAGAAAGAAGAAACUCAGGAAGAGGGUGGAGACGCUAGAAUUCAGAUACGCCUUGCAGAAGGCGAGAGAUUUGUGCAUGGAUUCAAUUCUAGUGACAAAGUUUCUGCAGUGUUUGACUAUGUGGCCUCGAAGACUACAGAUUCCAGAACAUGGAGCCUUGCCUUUGCAUUUCCCUUGAGAUAUAUAGAUGACAUGAAGGAGAAGACUAUUGGAGAGGCUGGGCUUGCCAAUUCUGUUAUUUUGCAAAGAUGGAGAUGA